Messenger RNA from Aspergillus pseudotamarii, 874 nucleotides. RefSeq lists its product as uncharacterized. Lineage: Eukaryota; Fungi; Ascomycota; Eurotiomycetes; Eurotiales; Aspergillaceae. Bases 506 to 682 code for a protein of 58 amino acids. The record is from RefSeq and is a predicted model, not a curated record. The transcript has a single exon.
GGUACAUACACUUACUAAGUUAAUAUGAUUGUCUUGAAAAUAUUUCGGUCUCAUAGGAGUCAACUACUAUUUUAUCAGAUAAAUGAUGCGCACCGCCUUCCUCUCUUUCCUUACUUUAGGAGGAUGAGUUAGCCAAAGUAUGGAUAAUAUGAGCGAUCUUGUUCAUGGUCUCUUUUCGGGGACUUGCAUUGGAUUCUCCUGUGGGCGGGAGUGCGGACUCUUGGUCCGGCAAAUAAUAUUGCCUUAGGGAAAUGUAUGAGUCAAGAAAGAAGUUACUCCUGAUAUAUGGAUCAUUGAUAGGGCCUUCUAAUAGAAUCUUGUUUGUAACUCUUCAUACUGGACCAAAACAUUCACCUAUUCUCAACACUAUAGAGGACAAACUACGACUAGUAUAGAUUGUGUUACGAUUGAAAUAUUACGGUAGAUAGACCUCUCCGUUUCAAACAAAACUAGCUGCAGUCACUCUGCCCAAUACGUGUAGCUUAAACAGCCUUGUCUUCCCCGGAUGAAUCCGAACACGAAUCGAAACUUUCAUAUAAAUGAACGAAUCUCCUAUGCAACGCAUGUAUGUACACAUGUCUCCCACCACAGAUAUCAUCGAAUGUACUUUUGUCUACUAGCAGGUAAGCUACUGUACGUUUGGUUGAACGUGGGAAGCUGGACGGCCAAUAGGCGGGACUGAUCGGAUGCGAACAAGAAAUAUAGCAUAAAAUGAAGGUGACCAAUAAAUUCAAUUCAGAUUGAUUGCGCUGGGGUCCAAUCGUUUGAUCGCAUUCGCUGUCCGAGACUUUUAGUAGGACCACUAUUUAUGCAUGACUAGCUUUUCUUAUUUAGUAAAAGGAAAAAAAGAAGAAAAAAAGGAAAAAGGGCACGG